CCGAAUUUAACCAUACUUUUACAUAGUAAAUUGUCGAACUUCUAAACAAUGUCUCAUUCAAUCUAUCAAUGGUUAAGUUUGGUUGGUAUUAUAUGGUUGCAGUCUUUCAAUGGAACCAACACAGAUUUCCCAGCUUACUCCUCACAACUCAAAAAGCUUUUAUCCAUCUCACAGUUUCAGCUCAACAGCUUAGCUUUUGCAUCUGAUGCCGGGAAGCUUUUAGGUUGGUUUUCCGGUGUUGCUGCCAACUACUUACCACUUCCAGUUGUUCUUAUUAUUGGCGCCACCCUUGGUUUGAUCGGUUACGGGGUACAGUUCCUUUACGUUGUUCAGAAGACUUCUCACUUAUCGUACGUACAUAUUUUCUUGCUCAAUGUCUUGGCUGGAAAUAGCAUAUGCUGGAUUAACACUGUUUGUUACACGAGCAUUAUAAAGAACUUUCCGGUUGAUCCACAGGUUGCCGUGGGUUUGGCUACUAGUUACGUUGGUUUAAGCGCCAAAAUAUAUACAGAUAUCGUCGACGUUAUUUCUUCUUCGAAUGAUGCUACUGCUAAAGCUAAAAACUAUCUGCUUCUCAAUUCUAUCUUACCGUUGAUUGUUUCUUUAGUAACAGCACCCAUACUAUUUAAAGAUGUAGUGAGUAAUAACAAGGAGAAUAACGGAAACAUACUGCAGAUAGGAUUUACUAUAAUGUUUCUGGUGACAAUAGUUACUGGAGUGUACAGCGUUAUAGGCAGUUUGGGAUGGAAGAAUGUCGUGCAAUCACCGUUGCUUUACGCAUUCGGUUUAUCGGUUCUUCUGAUAGUUGUACCGUUGAUGAUCCCAGUGGGAGUAAAGAUUGGGAAGUUUCUGCUUAAAUGGUGGCGUACUAUGAAGGAGAGCAAAAUAUUUAAUCUUAGUAUGAUGGAAGAUCAUCAAUCUGCGAAUUCUACCCAGGAAAGCAAUCCGGACGUAGAUGUUGAGAUGAAUGAGCUGAAAGAAGUAAUUGCUCAAGACAGUAUUAGUUCAGGGUUCAGCGGCCACGAUUCAGGAUUCAGAGUACAGGGUCCAGUGGAACCUAUUAGUACCAGUAAAGAAGAUAUUGGUGUAAAAGUGAUGGUGCGAAGAGUGGAGUUUUGGCUUUAUUUUUUCGUAUACAUGUUCGGGGGAACACUUGGGUUAGUUUUCAUGAACAAUUUAGGACAGAUAGCAGAGAGUCGUGGACAAUCAUCCGCCACUACAUCUUCGUUGGUUUCGCUGUCUUCGGCCUUUUGUUUCUUUGGCCGUCUCUUGCCGUCGCUCGUGCAUCAUUUUUCCGGUGACAAGUACAUGAUAUCAACAACAACAUCAAUAGCAACACUAAUGACACCAAUAUCAGCAACAUUCUACUUACUUGCUUUCAACUCUAGUAUCGUCUCGUUAUACAUCAGUACAGUGAUUAUAGGCUUAUGCAUUGGUUCAUUUACUUCUAUAUCUGUUUCUGCCACUACGGAGCUUUUCGGAACCAAGAAUUUUAGUAUCAACCAUAAUAUCGUCGUCGGGAAUAUUCCGAUUGGUUCGCUCGUGUUCGGGACUUGCGCGGCGUUGCUUUACGAGAAGAAGAAGAAGAAAUCCGAUCAUAUGAAUAUGAUGAAUAUUUGCAUGGGAGCUGAGUGUUACAGAACUACUUUCAUAAUCUGGGGAUGCAUUUCACUUCUUGGAACGGUUCUUGCUUUCGUACUCUACCUCCGAACUCGAAAAUUUGAUCAGCAAAAGCAGCUAAGAAUAUGAAACUAAACAAUUUUGAUUAUUUAGUAUGAAUUUUGGUACUAACAAUAUAUACCUAGCUAGAAUGGUUAUGUAAAUUAUAUCUUUCAUUAGUUUCGGAUUCAGGUUAUGGAUAUUAAUCGCAGUAAUGAUUUUUUAACUUUUAAGAUUGAA
Molecule: messenger RNA, 1899 nt
Organism: Papaver somniferum (opium poppy)
Lineage: Eukaryota; Viridiplantae; Streptophyta; Magnoliopsida; Ranunculales; Papaveraceae
Product: protein NUCLEAR FUSION DEFECTIVE 4-like
Exons: 1
Coding region: 49-1749 (566 amino acids)
Biological process (GO): transmembrane transport
Cellular component (GO): membrane
Molecular function (GO): transmembrane transporter activity
Source: RefSeq, a predicted model, not a curated record